AUGUUAAACUGUACCGGCAACACCUUCACCUGUCCAUGUGGUUGUCUCCCAGCCAAGGACAACGGGGAGGCAGAGGUGCCAGAGGCUGUGAGGGACCAGUCCGCUGUCCAGGAGGGAGCUCAGGUGCCACAGAAGAUCAUCAAAGCUAAGUGUGAUUCUGUUCCUUUUGUUACUGUUGCUCAGUUGGACUGCGAUCAUGUGGCAGCAACCAGGAGGGAUCAUGGAAGGAUUAGGUUAGUAAAGUUUGUGCGUGGAUCUUUUCACCAGGGAGAUCGUAGGUUUUUGUAUAGAGGAGUGCAGUGUAUGGCCAUUGCUUUAGUCAGCUUAGCUAAACACAUGGUGAAAAGUGUGUUCUUGUGGGAGAGGCUUGAUCUGGAUCAGGUGUUGGUUGAAGGUGAUAAAUUGUAUUGUGAUUUACGCACCAAAAACCUCUUUAGGCACGUGUCUGGUUUGUUAUCUGUUCCAGAUCUUCCCAAGGUUUUUCCUAUAGAUAGGCCAGAAUUUAGUGUACAUUGUGGUGACACAUGGUCAGGUGAGGUAGGUGUUACAUCAGGUGAAUGGAUUGAUGUCGGUGUGUAUGUUAGUCUGCAGAAUGGUCUGGAGAGGAUUUUUAGUCAGUACAGCACUUGUCUGCUGACGCUUUGUGGAAAUACGUCUGCCAUCAUCUGUGAGGAUGGACAGUUUGCUGUGGUUGACAGUCACUCACGCAGUAGCUGUGGUCUGGUACAUGGUGAUGGUACCAGUGUAGUUCUAUAUUUUUCAUGUCUGGAUGACUUGCAUCAGUAUCUCUAUUGUUUGGCAGAAAGUCUCACAUCAGGAGAGAAGCCCUUUGAGCUGUCUGCCAUUAGUAUUAGUAGUGUUGUGUGUCCAGCACUGUCAGGUGUUUCUGUAGAGACUUGCAUCUCUGAGAUGAGCACUGCUUCAGUACCAGGGUUUAGUGAAGUUUUUGAUGUUUGUGCAGCCUCCUCUGUGUCUGAGAGUGGGGCUGGUGUAGAACUAAGGCCAGUGCUGUCUGGCAUUUCCAUUCUGACCUCUUCUAGUGAGGUUAGCAGUGGCUCAGAAGCAGAAUCCACAGCUACUGAUGGUAGAAAGCGCAAGAUUUCUUCGCAAACUUGUGUGUCGAAGAAAUUCAAGCAUAUUGAUAGUACUGCAGACAAGUCUGAUGUAGAGUUUGUUGAUGUAGUUAGGAAUGUAGAGCUGGUCUUCCGUCCCCUCGGUGUAGAUGUGUGUCAGUCUCUGUGUAGUCAGUUAAAUAUCGAUUUUAUGAAAGUCGGUGGUCUGGUGUGUCGCGAGGUUGGUUGUUUAGGUGUUCCAUGUACAAAUGAAAAGAUAGUUCCGGACGGGAACUGCUUCUUCAGAGCAGUGUCUCUGGCUGUUAGUGGUUCACAAAAGAACCAUCGCAGGAUUAGGUUGGCUGUUUGUAGAGAGUUGGAGCAUAAUACUGAUAGGUAUCGGAGUCUUUUGAGGACUGGUUAUUCAUCUGUUUUAGAGUACGUUAAGCUGUCCAGGAUGAAGUACGUCAACACUUGGGCCACAGAGGUGGAAAUCCAGGCCACCGCAGAUUGUUUAGGUGUUAGUGUGUGUACAUUUCUCAAUGGGCAUUGGUUAAAGUACAGUUGUACAAGUAAGUGUUUGUCAGCUGACUGCAUUUACUUAGAAAAUGUCAGAGGGGAGCAUUUUGAGUGUGUAGUGUGUGUGUGUAAGGCUGGACAGCAGGGUUGUUACGGUUACUGUGGAAUUAGUGAGGAGACAGGCUAUAGUACCAGGUCAACGGUAAUAGAUGUCAUUGACAGUGUGUGCACAGAUACAGAUUUUGUUGAGGUUUUCGAGGGUGUUGGUGUGAGUAGUAGUUUUACGUCUAGGUAUUUGAGACAGAAGAAAUGUGUGUUACAUAAAGAGAAAGAGAAGUUGCACUUUAGGAAGAUGUACAAAGAGAAUGUCAUGUUCAGAGAGAGGAAGAUAUUACAGGGUGUCAGAAAAUACAGGAAUGAUCAUCAGCAUAGGGACAGAGUUAAAGCAACGAGUGUGGCGAAAUACCGGGAUGAUAGUCGGCAUAGGGACAGAGUUAAAGCGACGAGUGUGGCGAAAUACCGGGAUGAUAGUCGGCAUAGGGACAGAGUUAAAGCGACGAGUGUGGCGAAAUACCGGGAUGAUAGUCGGCAUAGGGACAGAGUUAAAGCGACGAGUGUGGCGAAAUACCGGGAGGAUAGUCGGCAUAGGGACAGAGUUAAAGCGACGAGUGUGGCGAAAUACCGGGAUGAUAGUCGGCAUAGGGACAGAGUUAAAGCGACAAGUGUGACGAAAUACAGAGAUGAUAGUCGGCAUAGGGACAGAGUUAAAGCGACAAGUGUGGCGAAAUACAGAGAUGAUAGCAAGCAUAGGGAUAGAGUUAAAGCAAUGAGUGUGGUGAAAUACAGAGAUGAUGAGCAGCAUAGGGAAAGGGUUAAAGCAAAGAGUGUAGAGAAAUUCAGAGAUAUUCUUCAGCAUAGACAGAAGGUUAAGCAGAGUGUUAAAAGGUAUUAUCGCAGUAAUUCUAAAUAUAGGCAGCAGGUUCUUGCUCGUGUGAGGUUGAGUCGGAAGCAGAGGCUCGAGAGGUCGUUAGAUUUUGGUUUGGUUAUGGAUCACUUUUUAGAGAAGGUCAGGGAUGGACCAGAUUUUGUGUGCUGUGUUUGUCAUAGGCUGAUGUUUAAAUCUCAGGUGCUGACAUGUGACAGGGAAGUUUAUGCCGCGAGUGUAGCAACAGCUGGCAUUGCAGAUAAUUGCAUUAGUGAGUGUUAUUUGCAUAGUUGUGAUGAGGGUUGUGUUGAGCCCUGUCACUUAGCUGUGUGUAGAGGUCAGCUGUGGAUCUGUUAUACGUGUCAUAAUAAGAUUAGUAAAGGUGAAGUCCCAGCUGAAUCCUGGAGAAAUAACCUUGAUCUAGACCCCAUUCCUUCAGAACUGGGAUGUCUAAAUAGCUUAGAGCAGCACCUGAUAGCUUUACACAUCCCAUUUAUGAAGAUGUUAGUGUUGCCUAAAGGUGGUCAGAAUGGUGUACAUGGGCCUGUAACAUGUGUUCCGGCCAACAUUGUACAGACCACCAAUGUGCUGCCGCGGUCCAGUAUGGAGGGGUCUCUGCUUCAGGUUAAGUUGAAACGUAAACUGACCUAUAAAGGGCAUUAUGAGUAUCAGUUUGUUGAUACAUUGCGUGUAAGGCGGGCGCUAGAGUAUUUGAAGAGGACAAAUGUGUUGUAUAGAGAUAUUGAAUUCAACGAAGAGUGGAUAAAUUACUUUUGUAGGCAGGAAGAUGGUGAGGAAGAAGAGCCUGAACCUGAGGAUGAGGAUGUUCAGGUUCAGUCUUCUCAGGUUGAGCAGGUUGUUGGAGAGGGUGAGGUUAGCCAGGCUGAGGAUGUUGCAGCAAAUGUUGAUGGUGUAGAUGAGGAAUCAGCAGACAUAGUGCAAGAUGAACUGUUACAUGAUAGACAACAGCACUGCAUGUUUCAGGACACUUGCUUAUUUCCUGUUGACAUCGGGCAAGAAAGUUUAGACCAAUAUUUUGAGGACAUUGUGAGUAUAGCGCCUGCAGAGGGAAACAGUCCAGUUAGGAUGCUUUCUGACCAUCUGAAUGAAGCAAAGUGUUUCCCGGUGUUGUUUCCUCUGAGUACUAAGACCUUCCAUGAUAGUCGCAUGCAUCAUUUAACAUUGUCGCGUUAUUUUAAUAAUAGGAUCAUGCAUGCCGACGGCCGUUUUGCACGGAAUGUUGAGUAUAUUUUUUAUAGUCAGUAUAUGUCUGAAAUGGAUCAGGUUGUGUCAAGUGUUUCUGUUGCGAUGCGUAAAGGUAAAGGAGGUCAGAAGUCUCAGAGGAUCAGUGUGAGCAUGCUUCAAGAUGAGAAGUCUUUGAAGCAGUUUUUGGAGUUUGACGACGGUUAUCGGUUCCUUCGGCCCAUACGCGGGACGCCAGCCUUUUGGUCUUCUGUGCAAAAGGAUCUCAUUGCGUCCGUGAGACAGUUAGGGAUUCCUACGUUUUUUGCGUCGUUUUCGUCUGCAGAUCUGCGCUGGCAGAAUCUCCUUACCAGCAUCCUGAAACAGGAAGGCAGAAGGCAGACGGUAGAGAAUUUAGAGUGGGCCGAUAGGUGUGAGUUGUUGCGUCGCAACCCGGUCACAGCUGCGCGGAUGUUCGAUUACAGAUGGCACUGUUUUUUGAACGAAGUUCUCAUGUCUCCUGCUCAACCAGUUGGCAAGAUUGUUGAUUACUUUUAUAGGAUAGAAUUCCAGCAGCGGGGGUCUCCCCAUGUUCAUGCGCUGUUUUGGAUCGAGGGAGCUCCCCAAAUUUACAAAAACACAGAUGAAGAGGUUGCAGAGUUCAUUGACCGGUAUAUUACAUGUGAGCUACCCUCAGACGAUGACACGCUAUUGGACAUUGUGUCAUCAGUUCAGACACAUUCGAAGAGACAUUCAAAGUCGUGUAAGAAAAACAAAACGAAAUGUCGUUUUAAUUUUCCAAAACCAGUUUCUGCACGCACAUUCAUCUGCAAAAUCGAGGAAUGCCGUUGUGCACAGAAGGCAAAGGAGACAAGGGAGCCUUCUGAUUCAAAUAACAAGCCAUUGUGCACGUGUCAGGAGGAUUUAGAUAAGAAGAUGCCUAAGGAGCUAGCGCAGUCCAUUCUGACUAGAGUUAAAAAUGCCAUGGAGAGGGAUGAGCCUUUUGCUAGUGUAGAACAGUUGUUUGCCAGUGUGGGCAUUGACCAGGCAAUCUUUGAGAUGGCUUAUAGGCGGUUGGAGAAAAAGAAUAGGGUGGUUUAUCGACGAGGGGUAAAUGAAACGUGGAUUAAUCAGUAUAACAAGAAUUUGCUUAAGUGCUGGAAUGCUAACAUGGACAUUAGCUUUGUCACCGACGCCUACGCAGUCAUCACAUACAUCGUAUCGUAUAUUACGAAAGCAGAGAGAGAAAUUGGCCUGUUAUUGAGCAAUGCCCAAAAAGAAGCAUCAAAACAAGGAAAUCUCUCUGCUAGAGAUGCUAUGAAAAAGCUCGGCAGUGUAUAUUUACACAACAGAGAUGUCUGUGCUCAGGAGGCGGUGUACAGGCUAACGAACAUGCACUUGAAGGAGUGUUCCAGGAAGGUUGUGUUUGUUCCAACAGGGAACAACAUUGUGAAAAUGAGUUUGCCCCUCGGUGUUUUGUUGCAAAGGGCAUCCUCUCAUGGUAUUGGGUCAGAGGAUAUGUGGAUGACUAGCAUCGUAGAUAGAUACAGGAAUAGGCCUGACGGUGAUGUGUUUGACGACAUGUGCAUUUGUACGUUUGUCUCAGAGUAUCGUGUUCUCAGCAAGAAUGAAAAAUCUCCAAACCAAAUUCAAUUGAAAGGCAGUUUGGGAUUCAUCUUGAGGAGAACACGAUCUCAGUUUGCAGUUGUGCGGUACAUGCGUUUUGACUUAGAAAAACAGGAGGAAGCCCACUUUCAGAGUCUGUUGCAGUUGUUCCUUCCUUAUAGAGCUGAUUCAGAGCUCAAGCCUAAAGGCUUUGCGCUCUUCAAACAGUUCUAUGAGGAAGGGGAGGUGACGUUGGCUGACGGCUCCGUGCGUUUGGUUCAGGACGUCGUCGAUGAGAAUAGGGCAAAGUUUGAAGUGGACUGUCCUCAUUUAGAGCGCGCUCAGGAAAUUGUUGAGAAGUUAAAUGGUGUUGAUGAAGAUGCGUGGGGGGAGCUUUGUCCUGAGCAGGAAGUCGAACGCUUAGAAUGUUUAGAGGACAGACAGCAGCAGCAGCAGGCAGAGAUACAGGAUGAGCAGUUGGUAGAGUCUGAAGAAAAUGUCCCCGAUUUGUUUGUUGGUGGUAGACAGGUAGCUCAGUUUGAGAAAAACACCACCAUUUUGUCUAGGACUGAGGGUUUAGCCUUGAUUCAUUCUCUGAAUGAUACGCAGAAGGCUGUUUUUGAUAGGAUUAGGAAGUGGUGUUUGGAUAAGGUGAUGGGUAAAAACCCUGAGCCUUUGCAUGUGUUUGUGACAGGUGGCGCAGGGACGGGGAAAAGUCAUUUAAUCAGAGCUAUCCAAUAUGAGGCAGGGAGACUGCUGUCAACACUUUGUGAUCAACCAGACGCCAUUUCUGUUUUGUUAACUGCUCCCACAGGUGUAGCUGCAUAUAAUUUAAGUGCAGUAACAAUCCAUCAUGCAUUGAGUAUUGGUAAACAGGUUAGCUUACCUUACAUUCCUUUGGGUGAAGAUAAGCUAAACUCUUUGAGAGCUCAAUUGAGUCACCUCCAAAUUCUAAUCAUCGACGAGAUCAGCAUGGUAGAUCACAAUCUGUUGGCUUAUGUGCAUUGCCGGUUGAGGCAGAUUAAGCAGUCAGGCGACUUUUCCCCUUUUGGUAAAGUUAGUGUGAUAGCUGUGGGGGACUUUUAUCAGUUGCCACCCGUUAAAGGGAAGCCUCUGUACACCAGUCAGGUGGGUGUGGACCUGUGGUGUAAUUUUACUAAGGUGGAGCUGACAACAGUCGUUAGGCAGAAGGAUAGUGUUUUUGCUGAGUUGCUGAAUAGGUUGAGAGUGCGUUCAAAGAAAACCCCGUUAUUGAAUAGCGACGUUGCGAUUUUAAAGUCCCGUGAGACGGGGGAAGAGACCUCAGCUUUGCAUAUCUUUCCAACUAAUAUGCAAACCAGUGAGCAUAAUCUGAAACGGUUGUUUGCAAUUUGUCCAGAUUAUACCACUAUUGAGGCUCAAGAUUUUAUGAAUAGCAAGAAAACGGGCAAAUUGGAGGAGAUGGUAGGGCAUCACAGCAGAGCAUCGUACACGUGUUUACCCGAGAAAUUGUGUUUGGCUCGGAACGCACGUGUAAUGCUUUGCAGAAACAUUGACGUUGUAGACGGUCUGGUCAAUGGAGCAUGUGGAACUGUAACUCAUAUUGAGUUCGGAGAGGACAAAAGCUUCCCUCUUGCAGUUUAUGUUAAAUUUGAUGAUGAAAAAAUUGGCUCACAGAGGAGAAAGCAACGUUCACAUGCUGUAGUAGAAUGUCGUAGUUCUACUGCCAUUGAUCCCGUUCAGGAGUCGGCCACUGCACGGGGUGGUCUGCGUCGUCAGUUUCCUCUUAGGCUAGCGUGGGCGUGUACUGUACAUAAAGUGCAGGGGUUAACUGUAGAUGAGGCGGUUGUGUCGUUUCAUAGGGUGUUUGCACCUGGGCAGGCGUAUGUAGCACUUAGUCGUGUCAGGGCUUUGUCUGGACUCGUCAUCAGGGAUUUUAAAGAGAAGGCCAUUUACUGCAAGGACACCAUAAAGGAGGCCUUGGAUAGCAUGCCUCCAUUUCUGAUUGAGCAACCACAGCCUUCAUUAAAUACACACAGUUUCUCUGUGUAUUUAAUGAACGUUCAAAAUUUAAGUCGCCACCUGUCCCAUUUGGUGUCUUGCACACAGCAUUUACAGCCUAACUGUAUUGCUGUGACAGAGACGUGGCUCAGUGCACAAUCCUCAACAGACAGUGUUGACAUUGACGGUUACAUUUUCCACAGUCGUCCUCGAGCCUUGUGUUACAGCAGCAGUAACCCCAAAUUGUCUGAGCUUAGGGACCUAGAACAUGGUGGAGUAGGCUUGUAUACAGCAGGUGAUUUGGACUGUGAGAUUCUGCAGGUGCCCGAUUUGAAUCUGGAGUGUUUGGUGUGCCUGUGUACCAAAUUGAACAUCUUGAUGGCAGUAAUUUAUCGUCCACCAUGUUAUCCAAAUUCAUUAUUCAAACAGAAUCUGGGGAAGUUACUAGAUUGGUUGAAUCCAAUCAGUAACACAAUUGUUAUAAUGGGGGAUUUUAAUGAGGACAUUUUGAAAAGACCAUCAAUUUGUAAAUUUAUGGGUCAAAAAGGAUAUAUUCAGCAUGUAACGCAAGAGACAACAGAGAAGGGGACACUGAUUGACCAUGUUUAUGUCAAAACAACACGGUAUGAUGUGGAUUGUACAGUGAUGUCUGCGUACUUCAGUGAUCACGAAGCCAUCUGGUGUGGUUUUCGUGUUAAAGAUCAGGAUUUAUUAGAAGAUGUAGAUUUGCUGUUUGCAGAGGAGUUUGAAGAUUUAGAGGGUUUUUUCGAUGACGAGUCCGAUGUAGAGUAG
This is a messenger RNA of Sphaeramia orbicularis (orbiculate cardinalfish), 8055 nucleotides long. RefSeq lists its product as uncharacterized. NCBI's taxonomy places the organism in Eukaryota, Metazoa, Chordata, Actinopteri, Kurtiformes, Apogonidae. Gene Ontology annotation, molecular function: DNA helicase activity; ATP hydrolysis activity. The transcript has 4 exons. Gene Ontology annotation, biological process: DNA repair; telomere maintenance. The record is from RefSeq and is a predicted model, not a curated record. The coding region runs from base 1 to 8055 and encodes 2684 amino acids.